Molecule: messenger RNA, 705 nt
Organism: Pipistrellus kuhlii (Kuhl's pipistrelle)
Lineage: Eukaryota; Metazoa; Chordata; Mammalia; Chiroptera; Vespertilionidae
Gene: IFNB1
Product: interferon beta 1
Exons: 1
Coding region: 157-705 (182 amino acids)
Biological process (GO): cytokine-mediated signaling pathway; defense response; response to exogenous dsRNA
Cellular component (GO): extracellular region
Molecular function (GO): cytokine activity; type I interferon receptor binding
Source: RefSeq, a predicted model, not a curated record
UGAAUGACAAAAGAAAACAGAAAGGAGAACUGAAAUUGGGAAAUUCCUGUGAACUAGAAAGAUGCCUUAUAAAUAGGCCCUUACUCCUGGAGAGGAGGCACUUGCACUGCCAACCCCGAAGCCUUUGCCUUGGACAGCACUGCUCCUCUCGCCAUCAUGACCAGCAGGUGCCCGCUCCGGCUCACCAUCCUGCUGUGCCUCGCCGGCGCCGCCCUGUCCGUGAACUACGGCGUGCUCCGGUUCCAGUUGCAAAGCAGCACCUCGGCCUGCAGGGAGCUCCUGCGGCAGCUGAUCAGAAGCCCCCAGUAUUGUCUGGCUGACACGAGGGACUUCCAGAUCCCCGAGGAGGUGAAACAGCCACGCCAGGUCCAGAAGGAGGAAGCCAUGGUGGUCAUGCACGAGAUGCUCCAGCAAAUCUUCAGCCUCUUCUGCAGAAACUUCUCCAGCCCCGGCUGGAAUGAGACCGUCAUGGAGAACCUUCUGGAGGAGCUCCACUGGCAGAUGGACCGCCUGGAGGAAGCCAUGCAGCAGGGAGAGUUCCCCUGGGAGAGCAGGACCGUGCACCGCCUGAAGACCUAUUACUUAGGCAUCAUCCGCUACCUGAAGGCCAAGUCCUACAGCAGGUGCGCCUGGACAGUCGUCCAAGUGGCAAUCCUCAAGAACUUCUCCUUCCUCAAUGGACUCAUCGAUGCCCUCCGGGACUGA